Schizosaccharomyces osmophilus is the source of this 504-nucleotide messenger RNA. RefSeq names its product ubiquitin conjugating enzyme E2 Ubc15 (gene ubc15). The coding region runs from base 1 to 504 and encodes 167 amino acids. The transcript has 5 exons. Gene Ontology annotation, biological process: proteasome-mediated ubiquitin-dependent protein catabolic process; protein polyubiquitination. NCBI's taxonomy places the organism in Eukaryota, Fungi, Ascomycota, Schizosaccharomycetes, Schizosaccharomycetales, Schizosaccharomycetaceae. The record is from RefSeq and is a predicted model, not a curated record. Gene Ontology annotation, molecular function: ubiquitin conjugating enzyme activity.
AUGUCUUCGUCAGCAAGUGAACAGCUUCUUCGGAAACAAUUGAAAGAAAUCCAAAAAAAUCCUCCUCAAGGUUUCAGUGUGGGAUUGGUAGAUGAUAAAUCCAUCUAUGAAUGGGAAGUUAUGAUUAUCGGCCCUGAUGACACGCUUUAUGAGGGCGGUUUCUUCCAUGCAACUUUGACAUUCCCUCAGGAUUAUCCUUUAAUGCCACCAAAAAUGAAGUUCACUACUGAUAUUUGGCAUCCUAAUGUACACCCUGACGGUGAAGUCUGCAUUUCCAUUCUUCAUCCUCCCGGUGAUGAUAAAUUUGGCUAUGAAGACGCAGGCGAGCGCUGGUUACCUGUUCAUUCACCUGAAACCAUUUUGAUCAGUGUAAUUUCCAUGCUCUCAUCUCCAAACGACGAAUCACCAGCUAAUCUCGAUGCAGCCAAGGAAUUCCGCGAGAGUCCUCAAGAAUUCAAAAAACGAGUAAGACGCCUUGUUCGACGAUCUACCGAAAUGAUGUAA